Rotaria sp. Silwood2 is the source of this 315-nucleotide messenger RNA. The record is from the annotation of a GenBank genome assembly. Lineage: Eukaryota; Metazoa; Rotifera; Eurotatoria; Philodinida; Philodinidae.
AUGGGUGAACUAUGGGCAUUGGUUGCCGAAAAUACAUCUACUAAUCGUAUGCUCAAUGUUGAUGUAACAGUAACAGAAUCGUUGGAUGUUCGAAAUUCUCGAAAUUCUUUUAUUAUACUCGAUUCCAUUCCGCCCAAUCAUCGUCAACUUCUAUUUCUCAUGGAAAUGACUUCGGAACGUAGCCAAGUUGCCGAAAAAAUUCACCGCCCACGUCCAUAUUCAUGUACAUACAAACUUAGUUCGAUAGAACGAAGACCUCCAGAACCCAUAAUUCAUAGAGCCGAUGAUAUACAUGCGAUACGACCAAUUACCUAA